AUGUUACUUUUCAACUUUCUAGAAUACACUGACAUCUCAGUUGAAUGUGGCACGUCUUCAAUAAGCCUGGCUAUCCAGAUCUGCCCUGCUGUCUACAGUGGCUACAACGAGUCUCUACUAAUCCUAAAUCACAGAUUCCAGAAUCCAGAGUGUAAAGGAACCUUGGAUGAAACGGCCACCCCACCUGUUCUCAGGUUCACCUUCCCCCUCAACAUUACCAACGCUUGUGGCAGUACCUUCGUGACCACCACUUCAUCUGGCACAGGGGUCUUUGCUGACUUCUCCAACAUCCAGACAGUUAACAUCAGUGGUGUGGUGCACUCCAAUGAUCCAACCACAGGGGUAGUCACCUAUAACACUUGGCUCAAAUAUUAUUAUUCCUGUGCUUACCCUCUGGAGUAUCUCAUCAACAACACCCAGGUGGAAGUGUCAGGAUCUUCCAUUGCCGUGACAGACAACAAUGGAAGCUUCAUCAGUACUUUGAGCAUGAGCCUCUUCAGUGAUGUCAACUACACUGCUCCUCUAAUCAUACCACCACUGGGCUUAGAGCUGAAGACCAACAUCUAUGUCCAGGUCCAAGCAAUCAACCUGACCAAUCAGUACAAUGUCCUCCUGGACAGAUGCUACGCUUCUAUCUCUCCUUAUCCCACCAACUCCACUUUCUUCAACCUGUUUGUCUCGUGCUCUAAGGACCAGAUGACUAUCAUGCAGCAGAACGGAGACAGUCACCAUGCACGCUUCUCCUUCCCAGCCUUCAGGUUCAUUGAACAGCAGAACCAGACAAAGUCCACCUACUACCUGCACUGUAUUACCAGACUCUGUGAUAUCAGCACCUGCAGUACCUUUAAGCAAUGUAGCAAAAGGAGGAAAAGGGAAGCCCUUUCCAAAGGUCUUUCAGAUUCAACCACUCUCUCCUCAAUUCCCAUUGUCACCAGAAAUGAGAAUUCAUUGGCAUCUAAGGAGGAAGCAGCUGUAUCCAGCAGUGACUCCAAGAUCAGUAUCGGGAUAGCUGUGGGCAUCCUCAUUCCAGCCGUCAUUGUGAUUCUAGCUGCAGCAGUUAUCCUCUACAGAAGGCUCAGGCACGUUUAAAGGGGAAAAAAAUAUCUGCAUGCACCCCUCUGCAAGCUAAACUGUUGGAUGAAAUGGUGCACGACAACCUUUUUCACAAGCCCUGUGGAGUAGAACUAAGCUCGGAGAUCUCUCUUAAUGUGUUUUUUCUCAUGUAGCAUGCUUAUAUGUGGUUUAGUGGUCUUAUGGUUGUAGUACUAGAAAUGUAAUGUAUGGACUAAUUUGAAAUGCAAAGUGAAGAGCAGUAACCUUUGCACAAAGAGAGGAUUUGCUUGUUUUAGUAGAAAUGAUGUAUUAUACGAUAAAGAGCUUAAGUGCCAUGUAGUGUAAUUAUGUGCUUUGGUUUUGAAAAGCAUAAAAAGGAACCCGCUAGUUUGUAGUGACGAUAACAAAAUUAUCAGUAAUAAUUUAUUAACUAAUUAAUUAGAGCCUUUGGAAAUAUUUCUAGACACAAAUGUACUAGUAAAAAAUUAAAGAAAGAAGAAAAUGUAAUUCAUAAAGUGUUCUGGGUUUAAAUAAGUGACACUAUUUAAAUGCUUUCUGUUACAGGCAAAAUUUGACAUUAAAAAAUGGGAUAAGUUUUGAGAGUGAAGCCACUGUUCAAUAUAUUCUUUUCAUCAGGGCAUGAGCAUGAAAGUGCCAGGGCCAAUGGUUUUUGGUAAGAUUAUUAUUGUUCUUCAGAAACCAGUGGAAAGCCCUGUACAACUUCCCCACUUGCACCAAAUGUGGCAAGUAUAUCUGUUAAUACCACGCCUCAUCGUACUGCAUCUCCUGCUGCACAUGAACUGAACAGAUCUCUCUCUCACACAAACACGCAUACACACACAAUUCAAUGGCUUUAUAAGCACUAGUGCAUUGCCCGUUCACGAGACUCUUCCCUGUGGUUUUUAGAUGCUUGUACAAAGUGUGUUUCUCACAUUGAUUUCACCUACAGCAUUAAUAGCAAAGCAUUAAUACAAUGGCAGAGAUACUGCUAGAUAUUCAGUGCUUCCUUAGAACUUCAACAAAUCUGCAUGAUUAUACAUAACUACGUUUCAACAAUUUACUACCACAUCGGAGCAUAUAAGCCCCGUCCCCGCGACACACCCCACUCUGCCCCCACAAGCUACUGUAACACUCCACUUAGCACUGUUAACUAGUAUAUGUCUCGUGUUCAGAUCGCACUAAACGCAACACUGCUCUCCCUUGGAACUGUAACAACACACCUGACACGUUUGAAGUCGACUGGAUGAAUGGUUCCUGACAUAAUUAUAAAAAGUAUAAAUAAAGUAUAAAGUAAAGUAAUCAAAAUACAAACACACACACACACAUACACAUACCCUCUAUAUUAGAUAUUACAGAGAUAAACGUUUUGACAAUAUUGUCAAAAGCAUCCAAGUCCAAAAAUAUCAAAUAUUUGGAUAAUAUAUAAACUUGUACUAUUAAAAAAAACACAUAAACAAAAACAGUAAUAUUACAAAUAACACAGCAGAUAAAAUACAGUAUAUAACA
Messenger RNA from Micropterus dolomieu (smallmouth bass), 2559 nucleotides. RefSeq names its product zona pellucida-like domain-containing protein 1. NCBI's taxonomy places the organism in Eukaryota, Metazoa, Chordata, Actinopteri, Centrarchiformes, Centrarchidae. The record is from RefSeq and is a predicted model, not a curated record. The transcript has 10 exons. Bases 1 to 1089 code for a protein of 362 amino acids. Gene Ontology annotation, cellular component: cell surface.